Messenger RNA from Acanthosepion pharaonis, 591 nucleotides. The record is from the annotation of a GenBank genome assembly. NCBI's taxonomy places the organism in Eukaryota, Metazoa, Mollusca, Cephalopoda, Sepiida, Sepiidae.
AUGUUUCUUAAUCUUUUACUAUUUUUUUUUUUACCUCGCCUUAUCUUUUACAAUUGCCUUUCUUUUUGUCAUUUUUCCUUUAUUUCUUUUUCUACUCUCUUCCCUCUCUAUCUCAUUAUUAUUUUCAGGUAUAUUUCUCCUUCAUUUUCAUUCUCAGUUUAUAUUUUGCAUUCUUUUUUUCUUCUGGCUAGUACAUUUUGGAUUCUUUCCCGUACAGCCAUCCCGUUUUUUAUUCGUAUAAUUUGGCAUUUUUUUAUUUAUUUCUUUUCUUUCCUACAGCAUUUUGCUUUUUUCCUUGAUUUCGUGUUUACUGUCUUUCUACUUUUAAUUUCUUUUUCUUCGUUCUUACGUUUUCAUUCUUCUUUUUUUUUAAUUUCAUUUGCCUUUUUCUUUUCAUUGUUUUUAUUUCCUUCUUAUUCUUUUAAUUUCUCUUUUUCUUUUCCCGUCUUUCUUUCAUUCGCUUUAUGGGCUUUUCAGUUUUAUCGGUAUAUUUUCUUAUACGACAUCAAUCUCAAAAUUUCUAACGCAGGCCUGAGGAAAAAUUCAUUUGUCUCUGGCAAACGAUUCGAAAGGGCCUGCAACAAUUAUUGA